CGCUGAGUUCAGAGCAACUUUCCUCCCGGCGGGGGAAGCAGCCCGCAGCUCUCCCGCGGCCAAAGCCGCCGGGGAGGUUUUGGCGGCCCAGAAGGGGCCUCCACCCGCCGCGCUCCCCCCGCGCCGCCGCCCGGGGGGCGGCCACGUAGCCGCGGUCUCCGCGCCGCCUCCGCCGAGCACCCCCUGCUCCGCGGGUCGGCGGCCGAGACGGGCCGGGGAGCCGCGGCGCCUCCGCCUCUCCCCGCCCCGCUUCCCUCCCCUGGCGUCCGGGCCGGGCCGGAGGAGCGGGGCCGGGCGGGCCGGAGCCCGCGGGCGCGCAGCGGGGCCGGGUGGCGGCGGCGGCGCUUCCCCGUCCGUGGGGCCCCGAGUUGCCGCUUGCCGCAGCGGGGCCGCCGCCGCCGCUUCCGAGGCUCCGCCGAGCGGAGCGGGGCCGCCCGGGGAGGGCGCGGGAGGAGCCGAGCGGAGCGGCGGCAGGACGGGCCGGGCCGGGGCCGGCGCGAUGAAGAAGCCGGACGGGAAGGUGGUGCUGCUGGGGGACAUGAACGUGGGCAAGACCUCCCUGCUGCACCGCUACAUGGAGAGGCGCUUCCAGGACACGGUCAGCACCGUCGGCGGCGCCUUCUACCUCAAGCAGUGGGGGCCCUACAACAUCUCCAUCUGGGACACGGCAGGACGGGAGCAGUUCCAUGGCCUUGGCUCUAUGUACUGCCGAGGAGCAGCUGCCGUGAUCCUCACGUACGAUGUAAACAGCCUCCAGAGCCUGACAGAGCUGGAAGACAGGUUCUUGGCACUGACAGACACUGCAAGUGCUGACUGCAUUUUUGCUAUUGUUGGAAAUAAAGUUGACCUCACCGACGACUGUGCUUUAUCACCCGAAACAGAGGAUGAAAAUAGACCUGAAAAGUCCCUUGCCGGCUGUGGCUCCACCAAGGUGCGAAAACAAGUCCGUGCGGAGGAUGCGAUUGCGCUCUAUAAAAAGAUCCUGAAAUAUAAAAUGCUGGAUGAGAAGGAUGUUCCAGCAGCUGAGAAAAUGUGCUUUGAGACCAGUGCAAAAACGGGAUAUAAGGUGGACUACCUCUUUGAAACUGUCUUUGAGAUGGUCGUACCAAUAAUUGUACGGCAGAAGGCUGAGGGACCACCGCAAACUGUAGACAUCACUGAUUACAAACCAGCAAAAAGGACAAAAUCUGGUUGCUGUGCCUGAGUGAGUUAUAUGGUUUAGGAAAAGGGAGGGACUGUUCACCGUAGCAUCUGAAGAGUAGGAAGUGCUUAGAGUUCACCAGAGAAGAGGGACUAAAAUGGUGUAUGAAGAAAAACCAAAUCUUCUGAAUGUUAAAGGUUGCUGGGAAACUCUGCUUAUGAGAAUGAGUGAAAUUAUGGAACGAGACUUGCCAGUUUCAAAGGGCUCUGAGGACACAGUGCGUGUUAGUACAAUUGGUAGUGACAAUCAUUUGAACAGUCUUGAAGGAGUCUUAGUUUUAAUGGCUCACCAUUUAAUGUUGCAUGUAAACUAUCUGUUUAUGUACCGUACACUCCUUUCACAUGACUAUCAUCUUUUUCCUUGUGAUCCUAACUUUGGAAAAUUGAAUACAUGGUAGUUUUUUAUUCUCAAAAAAAGAAAAUCCUGGUAUAAUUUAUAUUUGUAGCUAAUAAAGAAAUUACAGUCUUUUAAUGUCAGCUAUGACAGUGUAAGAUUCAGAAGCUGUACUAUUAAAAUCACUGUGGAUAUGGA
Messenger RNA from Dromaius novaehollandiae (emu), 1732 nucleotides. It is a transcript of the gene RAB20, whose product is annotated as RAB20, member RAS oncogene family. Gene Ontology annotation, cellular component: endomembrane system. The record is from RefSeq and is a predicted model, not a curated record. The coding region runs from base 500 to 1204 and encodes 234 amino acids. Lineage: Eukaryota; Metazoa; Chordata; Aves; Casuariiformes; Dromaiidae. Gene Ontology annotation, biological process: intracellular protein transport. The transcript has 2 exons. Gene Ontology annotation, molecular function: GTP binding; GTPase activity.